Molecule: messenger RNA, 1290 nt
Organism: Emericellopsis atlantica
Lineage: Eukaryota; Fungi; Ascomycota; Sordariomycetes; Hypocreales; Bionectriaceae
Exons: 2
Coding region: 210-1178 (322 amino acids)
Source: RefSeq, a predicted model, not a curated record
CAGCCCGACAUCUCCCUUCUACUCCCUCAGCUCUGGUCGAUUCCUCGCGUCCUUCUCUUCACGAUGUCUUCUCGCAAAUCAUCAUCAUCGCUCUUUUGACAGGUCUCGUGGCGCUGCGCGCUGAUUCUCUACUUCUUGUACCGCUAGUUCGGUCCCUUGUGUAAUAUCUCUUUAUCGGCUCUGGUAGCUGGUAUUCUUCUUUCGUAAUCAUGCAGCUUCUCGCAUCUGCUCUUUUCGCCUUUGCCGCAUCUACCGUGGCUACAUUCGUCACGGCUGACGAUGUGCUCCUCAAACCUUACGCCUCUCUGUUGGCUUCGCCACUCGACGCUCGCCAGGAAGAUGGCUCCAGCAGCAACAAUGAUACGACAGGUGGCGACGUGCCCGACAAUCUGCUCAACCCUGACGGAACAAUCAACAUGACCUCUUUCUCGGCGCUCACAUCGACGACAUGCACGUCCAAGCUCUCCAGCCUCCGACGAACAACAUCGCCCUCGGGCAUGAGUAUCUGCUUCAACCUGCCAUCCCUCAACACCACCAACGGCGUCUUCGAGGCCGAUCUGAGACUGUACAAAGUCACAGAGCCACGCGGCGCAUGGGAGGGCGUCAAGCCAGGUGAUGUGGACGUCAAUGUGGGCUUUGCGAAUGCCAGAGUCCGCAACGUCACCGAGAAGGAAAUCAUGGGCAUUGGCAUGGUCGGCGAGCUGCAGGCCCGACAAGUGGACGAUGGAGUGCAAGAGCUCCAGCGGUACAUGCUUGUCGGACAGGUCCAGCAGGAUAAACUGGACACCAAUAUGACCAUGUCUGCGCUCGAAGCUCUCCUCAUGCCCUCACUUUCACUCACCGCACCCUCUGCUCAGUCCUCUGACAACCUUACGACUCUUCUCUCUCCCAACGAAGCAUCGUUCAUCACUGGUGUCUUCUCCACGUUGACGCCUCAGUCUUCUUUCUCGAUCGCGCAAGCAGCAGUCUCGUCAUCACUGGCGUUGCUUGACGAAGGCGAGAUUGCAUUCAUCCUCCCCGGCACACAGAUCCUGAUUUUCCCCAUUGGGCUGAUCAUCACGGGGACGUGGGCUCUACUGGGAGUCGGCGUAUACGCAUUCGGCACAGUAGAGAGGUGGAGGUUCCGGGAAGGCUACCGUGACAGAGUCAAGGGAGGAGUGGGAGCAGCAGGCAUUUGAGAUUGGCACAAUACAUCACAAGGCAGGGUCACAUCAAAAUGGAAGGCACAUUGCAUUGGUUCAAAUCGGGAGUCAUCAGGCAUUCUAUUAUGCGGUCAUAGGUAUCAUUUCC